AUGAGUGUGUUGUUAAUCUAUGAUUUUACAUUUAAAGUUAAAUAUAUUUUUGGGCUAUCUUCAGGCGAGGUUACACGAGAAUUUGGUGUUACCCGGAGCUCAGGACUAAUUAACAUUUCAGAUAUAGGGUUUUCUGGACAUUCACCAGCAGGUUUUGGUGAAAUAGGAACUCAAGAGUAUGAUAAUUCUUUAGCAGACGAUAGUAUGAAUAUUAAUGGUAAUACUGGUAAAAUUAUUACUGCUCAACCACCUCCACCUCCACCUCCAAUUUAUUUCUCUGGAUAUACCCUCCCUCCCGGGAAUCCUUGUGAGACCUUCACAUUGCCUCCACCACCAGCAGAUAAAAGAAGAAUUGGGCCACGUCCAUGUCCAGUGUGUUACCUCCCUGUGGAAGAAGCUACUAAAUUAAUGCCAAAAGCCUCAUCAUAUUCGCCGGUGAUCCAAAAUCUGACAUACGUCCAUGAAGAGAACUUAACUGCAAGUGAGUUUGGAGGCUCGAUUUUCGGUGGAUAUCCUUCUUUGAAACACAGAUUUGAAUCUUAUGAAGUCAAGGAGUCAAUGAUGAUUCAUUGUGGAUUUGUUACAGGAGAUAAGCCUGGACGCAAGACGGGAUUUGAUAUUGACGAUACAGAUCUUUUUGAGAUGGAUCAGUGUCGCGGUGUGCUUGUAGCAUCAGCAAUUUUUGGAGCCUAUGAUAUUAUUCAACAACCAAAGAACAUUAGUGAAACUUCAAGGCAAACUGUUUGUUUUAUGAUGUUCGUUGAUGAAGAAACAGAAAGAUUCCUUAGAAACUCAAGCAGAGUAUAUGAUAGCAAGAGGAUAGGAUUGUGGAGAAUCAUUGUUGUCCACAACCUGCCAUAUACUGACCCAAGACGUAAUGGAAAGGUACCAAAACUUCUACUUCAUAGGCUUUUUCCCAAUGUUCGGUAUUCUUUAUGGGUGGAUGGGAAACUCGAGCUUGUUGUGGAUCCUUAUCAAGUUCUUGAAAGGUUUUUGUGGAGAAAGAGUGCAAGUUUUGCAAUUUCUAGACAUUAUAAGCGUUUUGAUGUGUUCGUAGAAGCUGAGGCUAAUAAAGCUGCUGCAAAGUAUGACAAUGCUUCCAUUGAUUUUCAAAUUGAAUUUUAUAAAAAGGAGGGGUUGAUCCCAUAUUCUGAGGCAAAACUUCCCAUUACCAGUGAUGUUCCAGAAGGAUGUGUCGUAAUACGAGAGCAUAUUCCCAUCUCCAACCUCUUUACGUGUCUAUGGUUCAAUGAAGUUGACCGGUUCACUUCCAGGGAUCAGCUUAGUUUUUCCACGGUGAGGGACAAGAUCAUGUCCAAAACAAAUUGGACUGUCAGUAUGUUUUGGGAUUGUGAAAGGCGAAACUUUGUUGUGCAGAAGUACCACCGAUUCAUCUUGGAGCAUUGGGCGCCACCACCCCCUCCUGGUGGAUUAGUAAUUUCUAAUCCUCCACCACUGCCGCCAGUACCCAAUAAUGGAACACCUAAAAGAGUUAGUAACCCGACAGAGCUCCCUAUUAGAAGAAGACGAAGAGACAGAAGCCAGAACCCUAAAGUUGCUACUGACAUGUGAGAUUAUGACAUACCAAGAGCUAAAGCCAAAGUCAAAGCUAAAUUUGCGUAGACAAUAUCAAGUUCUUUUUCCUUGUGUGCUACAAGCUACAGCCGGGUUAGGAAGAAUUUAUGCAAGAUUAAUGUGGUCAGUACAAAGUCCCGUCAGUGAAAUACCAAAGCAAAUCUUGCUUGUUUAAACCAUAAGUUGUGCAUCUAUAGCGAUGCAGUUAUGAAAAUUUGGCAACUGAGGGUCGAGUGAUUUCUGCAUUGGUGACGAUUAGGUUAAUUGACAAGUACUUCAUCCUUCUACAACUGUAGUUUUUGUAUGCAUGUAUAUAUUAGCAGGGUCACUGUCGUGUUCCUGUCUUGCAGAUGCUUUUGACUAUGUUGCAAAGGGGACAGUGUUGUUAUCCAAAGAAAUGUAUACUUUAUAUAGCACACCAUACAUGUUUUUGACUAUAUGGCAUCAUCUGUCUUCUAGAAAA
Molecule: messenger RNA, 2038 nt
Organism: Erigeron canadensis
Lineage: Eukaryota; Viridiplantae; Streptophyta; Magnoliopsida; Asterales; Asteraceae
Product: probable hexosyltransferase MUCI70
Exons: 9
Coding region: 1-1572 (523 amino acids)
Source: RefSeq, a predicted model, not a curated record